Messenger RNA from Magallana angulata, 975 nucleotides. Its product is annotated as GTPase IMAP family member 4-like. NCBI's taxonomy places the organism in Eukaryota, Metazoa, Mollusca, Bivalvia, Ostreida, Ostreidae. The coding region runs from base 1 to 975 and encodes 324 amino acids. The transcript is spliced from 2 exons. Gene Ontology annotation, molecular function: GTP binding. The record is from RefSeq and is a predicted model, not a curated record.
AUGGCUCGAAAAUUGGAAUAUAGUGAAGAUACGAAUCUCAGACAAAAACAACGAAAGGAUGUUGUUCGCAUUGUAUUGCUAGGCAAAACAGGAAAAGGGAAAAGCGCAACUGGUAAUACCAUACUGAAUGGCGAUUUCUUCAAAUCAACACGUUCAUUUAUGUCCAUAACGUCAGAAUGCUCAUUAAAAGAGGCCAUGCGAUUUGGAAAACACAUUCAGGUUGUUGACACACCGGGGAUAUUUGACAACAAUUUUCCUAGUGAUGAAGUAAAGAAUGAGAUUAUAAGAUGUGUUUUUAUGUCAUCCCCUGGCCCUCACUGCUUUCUGCUUGUAUUAGGUCUUGAUAGAUUCACACCGGAAGAAAACGAAAGCGUUAAUGAAUUUUGCAAUUUAUUCGGAAAUAAUGUUUUUCGUUACUUUAUCAUCGUCUUUACAAGAAAAGAUGAACUUGACCAUGAUGGUAAAACCUUAGAACAACAUCUUAGCACGGCCCACACCGACCUCAGAUUAAUCCUUCAGAAAUGCAACAAUCGAUGCAUUGCCUUUAAUAACCGAGAGAAAGGCCUUGCAAGAGAGGAGCAAGUAAAGACUCUUUUAAACAUGAUCGAUGAGUUACGUAAAGAAAACGGAGAAGAGUAUUAUACCAAUGAAUUUUAUUUGGAAGCAGAGGAUUUCCUUAAGCAGAAAGAAAAAGAAAUUGAGGAAAAAAGAGAAAGAGAAAGAAUGGAAGAAGCACGUGCAAUUGAACUCGAAGUUCAAACAAUGUAUCCAGAUGUAAAUGAACAAUCGAUGGAGAAAGAGAGGCGAUUAAGACAGCUCGCCCUCAAAAACAGCUUUUUAUUAAGUCCUCGCUUACAGAUUCUUCGGGAAUUGGCAACGAAUGAUGAGACAAUAACAAAGCUCUUUGUUGCAGGAAUUGGGGCAGUGACAGCCCUUGCUAUACAUCACUUCAUGAAACGUGGACUUCAGAUUUAA